Astyanax mexicanus (Mexican tetra) is the source of this 13576-nucleotide messenger RNA. RefSeq names its product polycystic kidney disease 1b (gene pkd1b). Gene Ontology annotation, molecular function: protein binding. The transcript is spliced from 43 exons. The record is from RefSeq and is a predicted model, not a curated record. Lineage: Eukaryota; Metazoa; Chordata; Actinopteri; Characiformes; Acestrorhamphidae. Gene Ontology annotation, biological process: kidney development. Bases 243 to 12599 code for a protein of 4118 amino acids. Gene Ontology annotation, cellular component: membrane.
AAGACUGGAGCGAGGGAACAACAGGGUGGACGUUAUACGAUGGACGACCAUCACAAAGGGGGCUGAGGGGGUUUAGGAACUGAAGAACUGGAGGAUUUAGUAUGUGAGACACAGUCAGAGAUUGGUAUGGCUCUUCACUGUAGCUCUUCACUGUAACUCUUCAAUAUAGCUCUUUAGCGUAGCUCUUUAGUGUAGCUAAUUCCAAGCAUUUCUAGAUAUGGUCUACACUGGACACUAAUGAUAUGGAUAUAAUUGGUGGCCACCUCUUCCUUUUCUGGAUCCUCAGCACUGUCAGAAGAUGCAACAGUGAUGAAGAUUCCUGUCCUAAAGGAGCCGUAAUCCACAGGGACAGUCUGCGCUGCUACUGGAUGCCCACGUCUGUAUUCUCCUGGCGGGAAGCGAGGGAUGAGUGUCUGAGAGAGAGCGGAGGAGAUGUUGCUACAGUGGAGGAUCUCAGCACUCAGAACUUCAUACUGAACUCAUUUCAGCUAGAAGAACCUGCUUUGGUUUGGCUGAGAAAUGGAAUUGCAUCAAGUGGAUCCUCUGGUUUCCAGCAUGGAGAUUGUUCUCAGAUGGUUCUGGGUUUGGGACAGUGGAAGAAUGGAGCGUGCAACCAAGAGCAUCACUUUAUCUGUGGAAAAGAGAUAUCAGUGUCUUUGCCGUCGUUGGACAGCUAUUUGAUAGGAGUGCCACUAAUGUCCAGCGUUCACACUCAGUCCCAAUUACAUACACUACCAACUCUACCGGACCCCGGACAACAGAGAGUGGAGAUGAUGCUGUUCCCAGGUCUGUGGUUUAGUCAUGGAGGCCAGGUUCUGUCUGUAGAUCUGGUAUCUCAGCCCAGCUCACAGCUCACUCUGGCAAAAGUGCAGAUUUUACGCCCCUACUGCAGCCCGAGCCAUUACCUAGUGCCCCCAGGCUGUAGCUCUCUCCUGAACCCCUACAGCUGCUGUUCUGCAGAGCCCCUGUGUAACACCACAGGAGCCUGUAUCAGUGGGCAUUACUGGUGCCACCUGCUGGAGAGCUGCCUGCCAGUUACCCGCCCCUGCAGCCCGUACCCCUCCUCUACUGCAGCUCCCAUCUUCCCCCUGCCUCCUCGCCACCCAGCAGCACCUCCAUACUACCACACGGUGGCAGACAUGCCCUUACAAAUCCCUCCAGCAGCUCAGCCAGUCCAUCUCAGGAUCGCCCUUGAAGAACACCAUAUCGCUGUGUAUCCUGACGACAUCGUAGCAGUGCAGCACAACCGACCACCAGGAGAUCUUCUCCACUGCGUGAGGGGCUCGGACUCGGCCUGGAGACAGAGCUACCUCUCCGUGCUCGGGCACGAGCUGGGGGGCUGGGUGGAGGCCGGCGUUUCUGAUCCGACAGGUGGAGGCCGGUGGGUGGACGGUGUGGUCUGUGACCUGAGGCUCAUCUACGAGGACCCUGUGCAUCUCUACGCUGUUCCACCUGUCCUGAGCAGCACCCAGAGCGACCUCAGGAUGGACACGGCGACCACGCCUGGUUCCACCCGUAUCUCUGAGCCUCUGACCCCAGUCUCAGGACUCCGGGUAGUGUAUCCUGCGCUCAGCAAAGAAAACCAGAUACAUUUAGCAGUAAAUAUCCCAACAUUAAUAAUCAUAAAGAUCGUUUCAGGACAGAACGCUGUGAGCGAAUGGUCAGAACCAGUGUCUGAGACAGGAGUCCCCUUCCAGCCCUCCUGCCCAGCGGAUAUGCACGAAUCCCGGGCAGCCUGUGAGAGGGACACCCCUGAUACAUGGUUCUCUUAUGCCUACAUAACGUCAUCUACCCAAGGACAACUAACUCUAAACAUCACCGCCUCAAACACACUGAACUCGCAGAUGCUGAGUAUAAAACUACAGGUUCACAUUCCAGUGACAGGACUGAGCAUCCAUCCACACGGAUUACACAGAGUUCUGGUGGAUAUAACACAGUUGUUUACAGCAGCAGUGAUCACUGGUUCAUCUGUAAAGUACUCCUGGGUUACUGAUAACCGUGUCCAGUCUCUCUACACCGGACAAGCUUAUACUGUAGUAUUUAACACGCCAGCAGAGCAUGUGCUCAGGGUAACAGCAGAGAAUCCCAUAAGCUCUCAGGUUUUAGAAGUCCGGCUCUUGGCUGAUGUAAUGUCCCCAUUAUCUGACCUCACAUUACUGUCCAUCAUGGACGCAGUCGCUGUGAACACCCCAAACAUCUACACCCUGAGAGUCCAACAGGACAGAUCUGUUGGCGUCACAAUAAGGUGGGAUUUUGGUGAUGGAUCCACAUCUGUGAAUCAUUCAUUUUCUGCCCCAAUAGAAAAGAGUGAAUCCGAUUUGGAUACACAGAUCUAUCUACAGGACUCUGUACAUCAUACCUACAGGACACCAGGUGAUUACAUGUUGCGGAUGCAGGUGGAAAACGAAUACGACCACAUUGAAAAGGCUGUGUCCGUUAAAGUGCGAUCUCCACUGACAAAAGUGCUGCUCUCUUCAGUACCUCCUGUCCAAAAACCCAAUGAAACUCUUCUGUUGGAAGCUUCUACAGUUCCAUUUUCAUUGGGAAUGCUUUAUACAUGGGAUUUUGGCGAUGCCACCCUAGAGGUUGAAGGACUUCAUGACAAAAUCAGCCAUAGUUUUAUAGAAGCUGGUGUAUACAACGUUUCUGUCACUGCAGACAACACCCUAUCACAGCUGAGAGCCUGGAUGAUUGUGGAGAUUAUUGAAACUAUCUCAGGUGUCCAGCUGAGUUAUAACGGACCCAAUGAACUCAAUACAUUGACUCAAAUCAGUGGUAGAGUUUCGUCAGGAAGCGAUCUCAGGUGGACCUUUGAUCUUGGAGAUGGGACUUUGUUUAAAGACCUUUCUAGAAGCUCAAUUUCUCACGUCUACAAGACCACAGGGAACUAUAGUGUUCAAGUUACAGUUUCUAAUGCUGUGAGCAGAGUGAUCCAAUCAAUUAAUGUGGAAAUCUAUCAACUGGCCAUAAUUGGAAUAACUCUGCCAACUGAUUGCAUUGUCAAUGGCAAGGAAACCCAUUUUCAUGCAGUGGUUACAUGCAAUCCUUCAAUGCUCACGUUUCAUUGGAGCUUUGGAGAUGGAACACCAUUGAUUGUGAGAAAAGGAUCAUCUACAAUUGCUCAUACUUUCACAAAUCCUGGGAAUUAUUCAGUUGGUGUAACAGUCUACAACCAAGUAGAAUCAGCGUCAAACCAUUAUCAAACCAAAUCAAGUGUUUGCAUUGAGGCAUUGAUUACAGAUUUGCAUCUUCGCUCGUCUCAAGAUGCUGUAGCAUUGGGUGAAAAGAUAUGUUUUGAUGCUUCUGUACUUCCUACUGGGCAAAAUUACCAAUUUCUAUGGUACAACAGCUCUUCUACCAGUGUUGUCCCAGUCAAUGGAACUUCCCAUCACUGCUUCAUUUUCAUCGAAGAAGGCUUGCACGAAGUUACAGUGAUGGCACGCAAUCGAGUAAGCCACAAAACAGCAAAGGCAGCCAUAUUUGUUCAAAUGCCCAUACCAAAGCUAUCCAUACAACACAAUGGUACCUCAGAUGUGCUUAGCGCCAAUCAAUUCUAUCACUUUUGGACUGAACCAAGCCAGAAUAAUGGAGCUUUUGAGUGGAGCUUCGGUGAUGGUUCUCCAAAAAUGGUAGGACAAAACCAAUCGCAUGUUUUUACCUCAGCUGGCAGGUUCCUCAUCAAUGCUUCAGUUUUUAACGCCAUCAACCGGGAGUCUGCAGUUGCUUAUGUGGAGGUACAAGCUCCUAUAACGUAUGUACGUAUUCUAACUAAUCAGUCAUAUGCAGAGGCAGGCAAAGAAACUGUUUUUAAUGUUGAAAGCAAUGCCAUUCAUGAUGUUAGCAUCAAAUUUUAUUGGACAGUUUCUUUAGACUCUCUUUCUCCACCAAAUCCUGGAAAGUCAGAGUACAGAUAUACGUUUUCCAGAGCAGGCGUCUUUGAGGUUAAAGUCCUAGUGCAGAAUCUUGUCAGUGAAAUGGAAAGCUCAGCUUUGGUGGAAGUUCUAGAAAGAAUAGAAGGAGUCCAAAUUACAAGCCAGAACUUUAAAUCUUUGAGCUAUUUCCCCACAAACGAGCCAAUCACUUUGACAGCCUCCAUAAAGCACGGUUCAAGCUUGACGUAUCAUUGGCUGGCCUCUCAGAAUGGACGCAAUGAAACAGUUGAAGUAGGUGAUGGCCAACAUUUUAAACUAUUAACAAACAGCUCUGGAAUUGUAUCCAUCAAGUUGACGGUUGCCAAUGCUCUUGGAAAAGUGUGUAAAGAUAUUACGGUAAGAGCAGUGGAGCGAGUUUCUGGUGUAAAUAUUUCAACUCCAGUUGACGUAGCAGCGAAAGGACAACCUGUGAACAUCUCCGUGAGCGUGAAAACAGGGUCAGACCUUCAAUAUGUUUGGUGUCUUGACUCCAAUUGCUCCCUCGAGACAUCAGGUGCAUCUUUUAUCCUUCAUGUGUUCAAAAGCAUUGGCGUUUUUGAGCUAAAAGUAUCAGUGACCAAUGUUCUAGGCUCAGUUGACGCCACCAAACAACUCAUAGUUCGGGAGAGUAUUUCAGGAGUUGACUUUGAGAUUGAUGGACAAUCACUCCAUUCUCCAUUCUUCGUCAGAUCAAACAGCGUCCUAGAAUUCAUUGGAUUUGUUCGAAAAGGAAGUGAUCUACGUUGGGAAUGGACUGUUGUGGCCGUUCCAAGAGGAAAUGCCAUUAUCUUGACCAACAAUCAAACUUUUAGCUUCUCUUUUAUGGAUGUAGGAGAUCUUCGAGUGACUCUUAAUGUCUCAAACGAUAUCAGUUGGCAGCUUAUCUCACACUUGUUAACAGUGGAAGAUGCCAUUGAAGGUCUUACUCUUGGCGCCAGUGAUUUAGCAAUCUGUGAGGAUGAUCCAAUCACUUUUACACCAUCUAUCUCUCGAGGAAGUGGCGUUUCGAUCAAACUCGAAUCUGCAGGAAAGAACUAUUCUCUGAAUGUUCAUGAAAAUUUAACCAUCUCAUCUCUUCCUGUCGGAAAUCAAACGGUCAAAGCAAUUGCUAAGAAUCAUAUUAGCAGUUUAUCAGCAAGUGUGGCUGUACAGGUUGUAGAACGAGUCAAUGGUCUAAAGAUGGAGAUCCUUGGGAUCCUUGAGUGCUGCCCAAAAGUUUUGGAAGCUUUAAAAUCAUACAACUUUAAAGCUUUAGUCCAAGUGGGAUCUCAGGUGACUUACCAAUACCAAUGGAGCUUUCAAGAAAUGCAUGAAAAUGGUGCCAAUGAUUUAAGAAUAACUGGUCAAAAUGUUCUGUACUCACCAUCCAGCAAUGGUUCAAUCUCUGUGACGGUGGAAGCUAGUAGUCUCAAAGGUCUUUCCACGUUCUGUUUGCAGUCUAUCACAGAGUUGAUAACUGUUCAGUGGCCAGUAUUGGAAGUUAAACUAAUGGUUUGUUCAACAAAUAGACCUUUUAUAGAUCACCCAAUCACUUUAUGUGCCGUUGUUAGCAGUGGCAGUGAUCUUAUUUUCCAUUGGGACUUUGGCGACUCUGAAGAAUCCAUGGUAAAGGUCACGAAAUUGAAUACAGUAGACCACUUAUACAAGGUAAAAGGCAGAUUUCUCGCUCGAGUGAUUGUUUUUAAUAAUAUCAGCCAUGUCUCAGACUCUUUAGCUAUCGUGGUUGAGGAACUAGAAUGCAUAAAACCUCAAGUAUCCUUGAUUUUAAAGCACUCAAAAAUCUACAAGUCCAGACCGAGCUAUUUUGAAGCAAGUGUGGAUCUCCAUGAUUGCGUUUCCUACAAGACCACCUACCUCUGGGAGAUCUUUCAGGAUCCAACUUGCACAGAGAAGAAAAUGUCUUUAAAAAGUUCAAUCGAUGUUUCAACGCCACUGCUCUAUCUUCCAAAGCAUGAACUGGAAGUGGGGGAUUACUGUCUAAAGUUCACAACCAGGUUUCAAGGAACGCUUCUGGAACAUCAUGAGACCACCAAGAUUUCUGUCGUUAACAGCCCACUGGUCCCGGUGAUAAAAGGCGGCUCUUACCGAAUUUGGUCAACCCAUAAUGACCUUCUACUGGAUGGUACAGAGUCUUACGAUCCAGAUUGUGCCGAGCAGGAGCAGGAUGACCUCUUACGGUUUCACUGGAACAUUACAGUGAAAAACUCUACAGGAUCUCAUUCUACAGAGACUUUUAUCCCCGAUCAAUCCAUUCAGCUCUACAGCAGCAUCCUCAUACUGCCCAAUCACAUCCUGGAGUCUGGAAGAGUUUACCAAUUCACACUAACAGUUCAAAAAGACGGGCGGUCAUCUGUAUCUACUGAUCAGUAUGUGAAAAUGUAUGAAGCAGAAGUUCUUCCCGUGACUCUGAGGUGCAUUUCCUGCAGUUCUUCCUUCUCUCUGUACAUCAGAAACAGCCAUCCCAUAAUUUUGGGCUCCCAUUGCUCUCUGUGUAACGGCUCAAUUCAGUUUAAAUGGACCGCAGAGGAUUCAACAGGUGACGUUCUGCAACUAAAUGAAUUCACAACCUCAACUGGAGCCAGAUCUCCUGAUCUCAUCAUCAGACCCGAUACACUGAGAGCUGGAUCUGAAUACGUAUUCACUCUCAAUGUGUCUCAACCAAACACCGGCCUAUGGGGGUCAGCCAGCAUCACGUUAUCAAUCAACUCCUCACCCCAAGCGGGCAGCUGCACACUCUCACCAGAACACUCUGUUCAGCUCCUGCAGGAUCCGGUCUCUUUCAGCUGCUCAGGCUGGGUGGAUGGAGAAAGUGUACCUGCUCAGGUGAUCUACUCUCUGCAGGUGUCUCGUUGUGAGGACUCUGACCCACUGUGUCCUGUAGGAACUCUAUACAGAGGAACUCAGCACACUUUCAGCAGCCUGGUGCCCUCAGGACCUACAGGAACCAGAGACGAGGCGUCCGUCAUCACUGUAACAGUGCAGGUCGAGGACAUGCUGGGGACAAGAGUCACCGCUCUGAGACAGAAGCUCAGGGUGGUGCUGCCGGUGAGUGAGACAGGUGUUACAGGGUGGCUGAAGAAGAAGAGUGAGACAGAUCUGUGGGCUUUAGUGCAGCAGGGAAACCCUCAGGAUAUUAUAGCGUACUGUACUGCUCUAACCAGCCAGCUCAACCAGUUGGAGGCGGUUAGCGUCGGGGAGUUUGAGGACAGAGUGCAGAUACGAGGCAAUGUGACCCAGGCCCUGGCGUCCCUCUCGGUGUCCUCGCUCCAGGACGCUGCACGGAUCAGCGGCGCUCUGGCUCUCUCCACUGCUGUUCCUUCUGAGCUGCAGUGUGGAGACUGCCACAGCGGAGUGGUGGAAACUGUGAAAAAGAUGAUAAAAGUGAUAAAAGAACAAACCAGACAAGGAGAUGCCACUCCUAUAGACACCGGAAGGAAUAUCCUGAAUAUUCUAAGUAGCUUCAUAAGAGCCACUCAAAAUCUGAAGGACUCUCAUGGAUCAAACCAUGACUCCGAACACCAAAGCCCCUCAGAAACCUCUCUAUCAGCUCUGCAGCAGGUGGGUGAGCUCAUGCGAUCGUUAAUGUGGUCUCGGAUGGCCGGAGAAGAAGCUCUUUCCCUCAGAGCUCCUCAGAUCAGUGCGGUGGGUUUACGGGUCGACCCGGGUUCAGACCCGCUGCUGUGCACCGAGCCCUCCAGUACCUGCCAGUUCCACAUCCCUCCAGCCCUCAGCUCCCAGCUCAGCAGACUGGGAGAGGAGGUUCUGCAGGUUCUGCUGGUUCUGGAGCCCGAGGGGAACACGUUCAUCUCAGCUGCAGAUCCUCCGAUCUCCACCACACUCGCAGCCAUGGAGUUCUCCACACCGCAGGGCCUGACCAUCCCCAUUACUAACCUCACAUCAGACACCGCCAUCCGCCUCACUCUGCACCAACACCAGGAUACGGACGUCCAAUCAAAGCCCAACAUCACCCUGCCGUCCGAGGGGAGCGUCAACUUCACAGUGAGGGCGGUGGAGGUUAACCCCCAGGCUGGGCUCUUCAUUGCCUUCAACUUUAGCUUGAUUCAAGGAAAUGAACAAACCAGCAGUGGAGAAGUGAAUAUCGCUAUAUCUGACCGACCGGGAUUUCCACCGUCGCAGCAGAGCCUUGAUCAAGAGCUGAAAAUUUCUCUCUCUUCUGAUGUUCCUUCAAUGGAGAAAACCAUUUUUCUCUCUCCACUCUUGAACGGCUCUUCUAAAGACCUGUACGUGACGCUGGACAGCAGGUUGAGUGGUUUGGAGGUGUGUGUGGAGGUGUGUGUGUUCAGCUCACUCUGCCAGUUCUUCAGUAUGGAGGAGAGGCACUGGAGUACGGACGGACUGAGCGUGCUCAGUAGCAGCAGCCCCAACACUGCCCACUGCCUUACCCGCCACCUCACCCUGUUCGGAGCCAGCCUGUUCGUUCACCCCGACGCCAUCCUGUUCCUGCCACCAUCGGAUGGGCCGGUGAGGAAUGUGAUGGUGGGGAUCGUGUGUGGAGUUCUGCUCCUCGUUCAUCUGCUGGUCGGACUCAUCGCCCACAAACUCGACCAUCUGGAGAGCCUGCGCCGGAGCUGCGUCCCGCUGUGCGGCCGAGCCGGUCGCCAUCAAUACCGCGUCUUAGUGAAAACAGGCUGGCAGAGGGGAGCUGGUACUUCUGCUCACGUCGGCAUCAGUUUGUUCGGUUUAAACAAAAGCGGAUCACGUCACCUGCAGAGAGACGGAGCCUUCCAGAGGAACGGCCUGGAUGACUUUCAGGUGGAAACGGACGCCAACCUGGGAGAAAUCUGGAAAAUAUGCAUCUGGCAUGAUAACACAGGUCUUCACCCCUCCUGGUAUCUGCAGCAUGUGGUGGUGUGGGAUCUGCAGACGGAUAACAUGUUCUUCUUCCUGGUGGACGACUGGCUGUCUGUAGAGAAUGAGAAGAACUGUGGGAUGGUUCAGAAAGAGGUGCUGGCUACAUGUCCGCAGGAGCUGCAGCAGUUUAACAGGAUGCUGAGAGAGCAGCUGCUGUUUGGACUGAGAGAUCAUCACCUCUGGAUGUCUCUGUGGGAGCGUCCAGCUCACAGCAGCUUCAGCCGAGCACAGAGACUCACUACCUGUGCUCUGAGUCUGCACCUGUACCUGGCUGCGGGGGCAGUGUGGUACGGAGCAGUGAGCACCAAGAGCACCAGUGGUCCGGUGGCUGAUCAGAUGCUGGUGAACUGGGAGACGGUGCUGGUUGGUAUGACGGUAGCGGCUGUGAUGUUCCCUCUGCAGACCCUCCUCACCUUCCUGUUCAGAAACACAAAGAGCAAGCUGGUGAUGGAGCUGUCGCUUCCUCCCUCCCCUGUGUCUGAUACUGUAGAGAUGGAUGUUUACCCCAGUCACCCAGGACUUUCCUGUUCAUCCUUUCUGUCCAUGCCCACCGGCCGGGAAUCCUCCACACAAGAGGGUCCAUCACCUUUUACUGAGUCGGCGGGGAAUCCUCAGUUAGAAUCUGAAUUUUGGGAAGCUUCAAACUUUGGAAAUGGAAGCAGUGUUGAUCAGUGGACAUCCAAUGACAGUAUUUUUGGUCUGCCUGAGCUGAUGGGACCCACAAGACUCCUCAAGAGAAAAAGAGCACUUCUAAAAUUACCACUGGCUUCUCCAACAUCUGAGCUUCCAAACUAUGAACCUGGUAGUUCUCCACAUCUGAAGAAACAGUCUCCCUCGCUCUCAGAAGAGGAGCUGGAGUCUGUUUCUGCAGACCGUUUCCUAUCCAGCACUGAUUCCUCAGGGCCAACCACAUCCGACAGUGGCCGUUAUUCACCCAAUGAGACGUUUUUAUCUGAUUUUCCGGACAGAUCCUGCAGUGAGUGGUCAGAGCUGAAUGAGGAUAAUCCUGUGUAUGAAGGUGGGCUUUAUAAAUCCGCCUCCUCGCUGUCGGUGUGCAGCGUGGCCAGUACCUUCCUGCCCAGUCUACCUCCAGACUCCUGCAGCACCACCUCCAAAACACGCAUAGGUGUGGCUCGUGGUGAUCCAGGUAUGAUGCUCCCCUCCGGCGUGCUGGCUGUGGUGUAUCUGCUGGUGGCUGCACUACUGGGAACCUGCCUGGCCAUGGUGGGAUUAUAUGGGAGCAGAUUCUCUAAUUCUGUGGUGCUGAUGUGGCUCAUCUCAGCUCUGUCUGCCUUCCUCACAUCCACUCUGCUGAUAGAGCCUCUCAAGGUGUGUGUUCGGGCCUUGUACCUGGCUGCCGUGGUGAAGCCUGUGGAUCCAGAGGUGGAGGACAGGCUGGCUCAGGAGACAGUGGUGAGGAAGAUGAGUGAGGAGCAGGGGGUUAAAGUUCAUCCUCCCUGUGGAUACGGUCUCCUGCAGGCCAAAGAGGAAGCGCGGAAAGUCAGAACACUACGGGCUCUAAUGAGGGACUGUCUGGUUUUCAUGCUGUUCCUGCUGGUGGUCCUGAUGGUGAAUUAUCAGGAGAAUGUUCAGGAGAUGAACAGCAGGAUGCUCCACGCUGCAGUUAAACAUGCGAUCAUCUCAGCUCCGCGCGGCCAGCCCAACCUCACCGCUCUAACAGGAUGGAGGGAUGCCUGGCAGUGGAUGGACCAAAGCUUAAUAUCACACCUCUACCAAAAUCCUUCCCUCUCACUGAUUGGCUCAUCACGACUGCAGAGAGUAAGAUUCAGAAACUUUUGUGGGGGAAAAGCUGAAGAUGCUCUUAAAUAUGACCAGCCAUCAGCGGAGGCCACAACUUCUAUUUUAUCAUAUUCAAAGUCUGAACUCAUAAAAGGAAAACACCAAAUCAACAACACUAACUCCCUCCUGCCCUGGUCAUGGAGCACAGCCCAGUCCUGCAGCUUCAGUGAGACUGAAGAAGUUCUGCUGGGGAACAACAGUGUUUCUACCAGACUCAUCCUGUCAGAACUGCAGACAGAUCACUGGAUCACAGCAGAGACCCAGACAGUGUUAAUAGAGUUUACUCAGUAUCACAGAGAGACUGGGCUGUUCAUUCCCGUCUCUGUACUGCUGGAGAAUUCUCAGACCCACAGGAUUCAAUCCACCGUCUCCAUUCACUCGUUCCAUAUCUCACUAACUCACUCUGGACUGGACUUAAACACUGCCUUAACGGCUCUGCUGCUGCUCUUCUCCCUGUGCUUCCUGAUCACAGAGAUAAUGGGCGUGAUCUCGCGGGGUGUUCAGUACCUGAGACAGGGCUGGUGUGUCCUGCAGCUCCUCCUGAUGCUCCUGUCUUUAGCAACAGCCUCCACCCGCCUGUGCUUCCUGUCCGAGGCCUCCGCCUGCCUCUCCAGCCACCUCCUCCACCCCGACACCUUCACACACUUCCACAGAGCCGCUCUCCUCUCCCAGAGCUCCUCACAGCUCUCCGCCGUCCUGCUGACCAUACUGCUUCUACAGAUGGUUGAUGCUCUGAGGUUUGUAAGGAGGUGGGUGGUGUUCGGGAAGGUACUGCAGCAGAUCUGCUCAGAGAUGUGUGGAGUGGCUCUACUUUUUGUGCUUCUGCUGCUUCUCUUCUCCCACACGGGCUGCAUGCUAUUCUCAGGAUCAGUGGAAGACUUUAGGACCGUAUGGAGAACAAGUCAGUCUCUGCUGGGUUUACUGAGUGGUCGGGCGGUGCUGCAUCAGCUGUGUGAGCAGCAUCCAGUGCUUGGACCCCUGUAUUGCCUCUGUGUGUUUGGGCUGGGGUUCUGGAUGCUGGGUCGGCUGUGUGGAGCUGUGCUGUUGUUCACAUACAGAACUUUCCGGGCUGAACUUCACCGGCCUUCCAUAGAACCACAGGACUACGAGAUGGUGGAGUUUCUCAUCAAGAGACUUAAACUGUGGAUGGGGCUUAGCAAGGCUAAGGAGUUCAGACACAGAGUGAAGUUUGAAGGAAUGGAAUCUCCACCAUCUAGAUCAUCCCAGUUCUCCCAGUUUUCCCAAUUCUCCAGUUCAUCCAUGCCCAGCAGUCCCAUCAGUCCAACAGGACCACGUCCAGCUUCCUCCUCUUCCUCCUCUUUAUCCUCUGAAUGCUCCACCCUCUCCGACAGCCCUGAUCUCCAGCAGUACCUUCAGCAGCGUCUGCUGCCCUCUGUGGACAACCUCCUCGCCGGCUUCGAUCGCGUCAACCAGCUGACCGACGACGUCUUGGACAUUGAGCUCCAGCUUCAGAAGUUUUGCAGCAGAAUGGCUGAGAAAAGAAGAAAGCUGAAGGAGCUGCCACCGUCACUGCCACAGCCACUGCCACAGUCACUGCCACAGCCACUGCCACAAAUGUCUCAAAACCUCCUAGAAGUUCCCCAACACACAUCUUCACACCAGGAUGUGCCUCAGAUCCUCCCUCGCCGGCGCGGUACCCACUCCGAGUCGUCCAUCUGCCUCAUCUCCGGGCCUGUCACUCUUAACACCGCUCAUCCUGGGAGGCAGGUUUGGCAGCAGGGUCCAGCUGCCACGCUCGAAGUGAAGAACUUCCCCAGACGCAGAGCCUGGCACUCGGGCUCCUGUCACUCAGCAGAUCCCACUCAGAGGUCUCCAGUGUCUCAGAACCCGGCAGCGGUUCCGGCGAGACCUCGCAGUGAGGAGCGCGAAAGGAGCGAAGCGAGAGAAGGCCUGCCAAUUAAAAGAAGAGCCUGGCACCCUGAAGACUGCGAGAUGGAGAAGGACCAAAUCUGCCCUGAGAAUACCACUGAGACGAGAGUUGGUAGUGUUGAUUAAAACUGCGCCUAAAAAUUAGUGGCACACCGGCAAAUACGAUUAUAAGAAAGGAGGACAAGGUUAACUAAAGGACGUCCCUGUCGGGGACACUGCAUCAAAUUAAAAUUAGUCAACAAAAUGUCAAAAAAGCAGAAUGUCCUCUUCAUAAGGAAUCAGUACUGGCACCUUUUUAAUACAAACUAUAAUGGGCUUAUAUACUUAUAUACUAUAUAAUGGGCUUAUAACUUCAACCAAGUUAGUUCCGACCCUGCAAUGGGACUGACUGAGAGGCGUUUUAUGAGUACCGUUAUCAGCCGGUAAUGCACUCUCCAUGGCUGUGACCAAAACAGCUCCCUAUUUACUAUUUAGGGCACUAUUGAGUACGUCUGCCAUUUUUCUCUGAGUGUCCAAAUCGUAAGUUGGAAAUUUGAACGUGAUUUUGAGGACACUAUAAACUCCCAUAAUGCGCCAUGAUUUAUAGUAAACAUUGCUGCUUACUACGCUAGCUGCUUCCCUUUAUAGCAUACGGUUAUAAAAAGGAGGACAUGGUUAAUUAAAGGACGUCCCUGUCAACAAAAUGUCCAAAAACAACUUAGUUCCUACCCUGCAAUGUGAUUGGCUAAGAGGCGCUCUAUAAGGAUCGUUAUCAGCCAGUAAUGCACUGUAAUCAAAGCUCUCCACGGCUGUAACUGAAAUAGCUCCCUAUUUACUAUUUAGGGCACUAUUGAGAAUGUCGGCCAUUUUUCUCAGAGUGUCCGAAUCAUAAAGUGAAAUUUGAAAGGGGAUUUAGAGGGCACUAUUAGCUCCUAUAAUGCACCAUGAUUUAUAGGUUGCCAGAUUUUUACACAGGGAUUCAGAUGAAACCGAUUUACUGUGUAAAACUUGUUUUAAAUCGGCUGAGAAAACGGCUGAUGUUCAGCAUAUUAACAAUAUUACAGGGUUUAUUCCAACAUGAUCUUAAAAAAACACCUUAAAUAUCUUAAAUAUCACCAAUUACA